AUGGCUCAAAUUCCAGAUUUUGGAAGUAUCGAUUUGUCGCGAUCAUCACAACUUAUCAUAGCGCUAGCACUCUUGCAAUGGACUGGGUGUUUGGUUGACCCAAAUAUAUUCAACGAUUAUAGCAAUCGAAAGGAAGGGCCUAUGGAUCUUGCAUGUCUUGUUCGACAAUUUCAAACCUCGAAUGGUGGUAAUGCCUGCAAGUUGAAACUAGGAACAAGUAGUUUAGAUCUGGAUCCACGUUUCGACGGUGGGUGA
Messenger RNA from Blastomyces dermatitidis ER-3, 255 nucleotides. RefSeq lists its product as uncharacterized. The coding region runs from base 1 to 255 and encodes 84 amino acids. The transcript is spliced from 2 exons. The record is from RefSeq and is a predicted model, not a curated record. Lineage: Eukaryota; Fungi; Ascomycota; Eurotiomycetes; Onygenales; Ajellomycetaceae.